Platichthys flesus (European flounder) is the source of this 1881-nucleotide messenger RNA. Its product is annotated as PRA1 family protein 3-like. The transcript is spliced from 3 exons. Bases 75 to 650 code for a protein of 191 amino acids. Lineage: Eukaryota; Metazoa; Chordata; Actinopteri; Pleuronectiformes; Pleuronectidae. Gene Ontology annotation, cellular component: membrane. The record is from RefSeq and is a predicted model, not a curated record. Gene Ontology annotation, biological process: negative regulation of transport.
GUUCCGUUGCAAACACCUCUCAGUGUGUGUGGGUAUGUUUGUGUUCGUGAGUCUCUUCACCACACGCUGAAACCAUGGCUGCCAAGAUGGAGCUAGCGCCCCUCCGACCGUGGGACGACUUCUGUCCCGGGAUGGACCGGUUCGCCAAACCGGACUUCGGGGAUUUGACCAAGUGGAACAACCGAGUCAUCAGCAACCUGAUGUACUACCAGACCAAUUAUUUCGCUGUGGCCCUGGUGGUCUUCCUCAUCGUCGGGUUCCUGAACCCGUUCGGCAUGUUCCUGGGAGGAGCCGUGGUGGCCCUGGUGUUCGGAGGCUCGGUGUGGGCAGGAGAGAACAAGGCCACCGUCAAGAACUUCAAAAGGAAGAACCCCGCCCUGUUUGUCAUCGGGGUCAUGGCCACCAGCUACUUUGUGCUGUCGCUGUGUGGUGGUGUCAUGGUGUUCAUCUUCGGAAUCACCUUCCCCCUGCUGUUGAUCCUGAUCCACGCCUCUCUGAGACUGCGCAACAUGAAGAACAGACUGGAGAACAAGAUUGAGGGCGUCGGGCUGAAGAGGACCCCCAUGAGCAUCAUCAUGGACCUCCUGGAUCAGCAGGAGGUGAAAAUGAACAAGAUUCAGGAUUUUAUUGAGAGCAAACUGAAGGAGUGAGGCUCUGUAUUCCUGAGUGUGCCAAGGGAAUUAAAUGUCACAUACAGAAAGGAUUUAACAUUUCCUCAGCAUUAUCCCACGUAUCAGGUUUUUAUCCUCCCACCUCUAUAUCCCGGAGUUUGCAUUCCCAUACUUUUUAUCCAUUUAUCUUUUUUCUCAUAUAGGAUUGUUUGGGUUUAAACUGUAAAAGAUGCUUAGGCAGAUUUGCACAAUCACCCCUGUGCACUGGAUGUUAACAGGCAAUAGGCGCCAAAGAUUUUCCAAAGUUUUGAGCACUUCUGUGUCAAAGAGUAUUCCCAAUAAUAUUCCCAAAACGACUAAUUCCCUUGUUGACAACGCACUUUGAGUAAAACUUGAAUGUUUCAACACAUUGCAAUUAUAUUUAUUAUUAAAACAAAGUCAGAUCCUUUCAGUUUGCUACCUCAAAACGAGCGUGUUACAUUUUUUCUCUCAGCACCAACGAACCUGUUAGUGAAGAGCAUAACUCCUAUCUCGACUCUCCAGGAGCUGUAUAAAUAGUGAUCUGAAGCCAGUGUGCUUCUAAAGUUAACGGUAUUGGCUGACUAAUAAAUCCUGGAGUUUAAAAUAUAUGUCGAUAAAAGCAUUCCUGACCGAUCAGGCUGAUGUAUCCCCCUCUGACCACAGCUAUGCAAUAUUUAACAAAUGAAAAAAAAAAGAAUUGCAAGUUCGGCUUUAUUGUUUGAAUAGUAUGUCAUGGUAUUACAAUGUCUGUUGUUAUUUUUUUUUAUGUAUUUUUAUUUUCAUACUUUAGCAUGCAGAAAUGUAUAAAGUGGCUGCAGACUACAGAGUAUAUAUCUAUUUAUGACUUUGGCAAUGUGGCAAAAAUUCUGAUAAAGUAAAACAUUAGUUUACCACCUUUCUGGACUAGAUACAAAUUAUGCCAUUUUCCCCCCCAAAAUUGCCUUUCCUUGUACAAAAAAAAUUAUUAUAGCUAAUAAAUCUGUAAUCUGUAAUAUGUUUAUCUUAAACUGCUUCUUCCUGAUAGUAAAAGCAGUCGUUCUCUGUUGCUUUUUCACGCCUUGACUCCACUUUGUGCAUGAUGACCUCACCCGUGGCAGUUCAGAUUGUUCUUGAAUGCUUUAUUAUACACACAGCGUAUUAUCUCUGUUUCUAUGUGACCUUUUCAUUGUUGGAAAGUGAAGAUGAACUCACAGAAAUGGCCAUGAAAACAGCUGUCCCGUGUAAAAACAUUAAAGAGAACCUGAUUUAU